Messenger RNA from Lasiosphaeria miniovina, 1604 nucleotides. RefSeq lists its product as uncharacterized. Lineage: Eukaryota; Fungi; Ascomycota; Sordariomycetes; Sordariales; Lasiosphaeriaceae. The record is from RefSeq and is a predicted model, not a curated record. The transcript is spliced from 3 exons. Bases 1 to 1203 code for a protein of 400 amino acids.
AUGAAACAUGCCCAAGGGCCUCCGUACCUUCCACAGACGGCGCAGCUAGGCGGUGUGCCGACGGUCGGGCUAGAUGUACCCAUCAGCGCGGUACUGCUGGUGCUGUUCGUGGCCGGGGCGGCGACCAACAUGACCAUCUUCCAGUUCAACCGGCGGCACAACUACAAGUUCCUGUUCUCGGGCCUGCUGUUCGGGUUCUGCAUGGCGCGCAUCGCGGCGCUGGCCAUGCGCAUGGUGUGGGCGGGGCGGCCACGCGACAUCAACGUGGCCAUCGCGUCGCAGAUCUUCACGGCCGCCGGCGUGCUGCUGCUGUUUGUGACCAACCUCGUCUUCGCCCAGCGCAUGGUGCGCGCCUACCACCCCUUCUUCGGCUGGCAGCGCGGCGUGACGCUGCUGUUUGUGGGGUUGUAUGCCAGCGUCGUCGCCGUGCUCGUCAUGGUCAUCUCGGUCACCGUCCAGAGCUUCUUCACCCUCGACCCGGCCACGCGCCGCACCGACCGCACCGUCCAGCUGUUCAGCGCCACGUACCUGGCCGCCAUGGCCUUCCUGCCCGUCCCGCUCGUCGCGCUGGCCGCCUUGCUCCCGCGCCGCACCCGCAUCGACAAGUUCGGCGAGGGCCACUUUAGCACGAAGCUGGCCCUCCUAACCUUCACGGCCACGCUGCUGGCCGCGGGCGCCGUGUUCCGCGCCGCGACCGCCUACGCGUCGCGCCCGCUCGACGACCCGGCCUGGUUCCAGAGCAAGGCCUGCUACUACUGCUUCAACUUCGUCAUCGAGCUCGUCGUCGUCUACACGUACGCCCUGUCGCGCUUCGACCGCCGCUUCCACGUGCCCGACGGCAGCUCUGCGCCCGGCCACUACUCGUGCGCCGAGUUCGGCCCCGACGCCGCCGCCGCCCUCGCCCUCACCUGCGCUUCGUCUCCGUCCUCCCAUGCUGGUGUCGAUGUCGAGCCCUUCGACAAGCACAGCGCCACCUACGUCUACAGCAAGCGCAGCUCUGCCUGGUCCGCCCAGUCGCGCCGCAGCGUCCGGAGCGGCGGUCUUGCCGGAGAGUCGGGUGCGGCAGUCGCUGCCGAAGCCCAUAGCGAGACGUGCAGCAUAUCCCGCGACGCCGACAUGGCGUGGAUGGCCAGGGCCAUGCGCGAGCUCUACGGCGAAGACGAGACCGACCAGCUGCGUGGUCCUGGCUCGGCACACAGGUAGGCAGGCGGUUAAAGAUGGGAGGAAUAAGGGCAGGCAAGCAGGAAGGCAGGGAGGGAGGGAGGAAAAGAGGAAAAGAGGAAAAGGGGGGCUGUCCCAUUCCAAUAACCCGCAUUACAUACCAAGACUACCUAGCUACAGUUGCUGUUGUUGUUAUUUUGCGCUAUGAGAGUAGUUCGUGGCGGAACAAGGUGUCGAUGAUUUUGUUGCGGGAGAGGGGCAGCUGCCUCUGCCCGAGAUGGGACGGAGAUAAUGCACCGUGUUUUGCUCGGACCCAGGCGCGAUGGGAUGACCUUCUUUGUGGGUUAUCUUUUUCUUUUUUUUCACGUCAUGUCCAUAUGCGCUUUUUUGUUUGUGUGUGGGUUAGACAGAUACCUAAGGUGAACUUGCCUUCUUGCCUUGCG